GCCAGAGCGCGUCCCGCUCGGUGGCUCGUUUAAAAAGCCACCGGCCGGCAUGGGUGAGGCCACUGCCGUCUCGCACACCGACUCAGUUCGAGUAUCGAGGAUCCCACAGGCUAUUAGCACAAUGAACAGGCUGGUGGUAGCUCUCUUCGCCGCGGUGGCGCUGGUCGUUGUCGACCAGGUCAGCGCCGGCUACCUGCUCGGUGGAACUGGUGGCUACGGGGGCUUCGGCGGAUACGGCGGGUCUGGUGGCUACCGCGGCUACGGAGGUGGUGGCUACGGCAGCGGCGGCUAUGGUGGCGGUCUCGGUGGCUACGGCGGUGGCUACAGAGGAGGCUACGGCGGUGGAAGCUUCGGCGGUGGAAGCCUCGGCGGCUUCGGCGGUGGUCUCGGAAGCCGAGGCUAUGGCGGUGGUUUCGGAAGCGGAGGAUACGGCGGUGGUCUCGGAGGCUACGGCGGGGGUCUCGGAAGCGGAGGCUACGGUGGUGGUUUUGGAGGUUAUGGCAAGGGCUACAAGAGCUACGGAAGCAGCUACUCCAGUGGCUACGGAAGCAGCUACGGAAGUGGAGGCUACGGUGGCAGUGGAGGCUUCGGCCGUGGCUUUGGUGGUGGCAAGUACGGCGGAAGCGGAUGGUGGUGAAGCAAGUAGGCUGCUUGAGUGACAAUGGAAGAUCCGGAAGCUUCAAAGGCGUGAACGACAUGAGUGAAUUGGACUGUGCAUCUGGUUAGACCAAUAAAUAUAACUGUUCCUACUACA
Molecule: messenger RNA, 754 nt
Organism: Dermacentor andersoni
Lineage: Eukaryota; Metazoa; Arthropoda; Arachnida; Ixodida; Ixodidae
Source: RefSeq, a predicted model, not a curated record